This is a messenger RNA of Phlebotomus papatasi, 1264 nucleotides long. RefSeq names its product aspartate aminotransferase, mitochondrial-like. Gene Ontology annotation, biological process: L-aspartate catabolic process; biosynthetic process. The transcript has 3 exons. Gene Ontology annotation, cellular component: mitochondrion. The record is from RefSeq and is a predicted model, not a curated record. NCBI's taxonomy places the organism in Eukaryota, Metazoa, Arthropoda, Insecta, Diptera, Psychodidae. Gene Ontology annotation, molecular function: pyridoxal phosphate binding; L-aspartate:2-oxoglutarate transaminase activity. The annotation marks the transcript as partial.
UAAAUUGCUAUAUUGCGGCUCUAUCUCUGCGUGAUAAGAAGGUUUAAUCAAUUGUACGCUCUGUAGAAAUUCAAUUGGUAGUGAAAAUCGUCAGUGAAUCGAAGAAAUCAGUGUUGUCUAGAGUGAAAAUUUCUCGUGAAAGAUGGUGUCCAGUCCAGCUCUAGUUUUAGUAUCCAAAUCUCUUUUGAGGAAUUGCAAUGGAGUGUCAAGUGUUCUGGCACAGCGGGCAAGUUCAACGUGGUGGGGAGAUGUGAAAAUGGGGCCUCCGGAUGCAAUUUUGGGAAUAGCAGAGGCUUUCAAGAAAGACCCAAAUCCCAAGAAAAUUAAUCUGGGUGCGGGUACGUACAGGGAUGACAAUGGGAAGCCCUAUGUGCUACCGAGUAUCCUCAAAGCUGAGCAGAGAAUCACUGAGAGUCGCAUGGACAAAGAAUAUGCUCCAAUCAGUGGCUAUCCGGAAUUUACUAAACAUGCCAUUGCCCUGGCUCUCGGAGAUGACAAUCCCGUCCUCUCUGCCGGUCGCAAUGCCACUGUCCAGAGCAUUAGUGGAACAGGAGCUCUCAGAGUGGCAGCAGCCUUCCUCAAUUCCUUCUUCCCAGGCUCUCGUGAAAUCUACCUGCCAGUGCCUUCCUGGGGCAAUCAUGUGCCCAUCUUCAAACAUGCUGGACUCCAAAUCAACUCCUACCGCUACUACGAUCCCAAAUCCUGUGGUCUCAACUUUACUGCAGCUCUCGAGGAUAUUUCUAAAAUCCCUGAGAGAUCCAUCGUCCUGCUCCAUGCUUGUGCCCACAAUCCAACUGGAGUAGAUCCGCGUCGUGAGCAAUGGAAAGAAUUGUCUGCGGUGAUCAAGCAGCGAAAUCUCUUUCCUUUCUUCGAUAUGGCUUAUCAGGGUUUUGCCAGUGGGGACAUUGACAAUGAUGCCUUUGCUGUGCGCCAGUUCCUGGCUGACGGACAUGAUAUCAUCCUCACGCAGAGCUUUGCCAAGAAUAUGGGUCUGUAUGGAGAACGAGCUGGUGCUAUGACAGUUGUGUGUAGGGACAAGGAUGAGGCCGAGAGGGUUCUGUCACAGGUGAAAAUCCUCAUUCGUCCAAUGUACUCCAAUCCACCCAUUCAUGGUGCCAGGCUAGUGACUGAGAUCCUCAAGGAUAAUCAACUGCGAUCUGAGUGGCUGAAGGAUGUCAAGGGAAUGGCUGACAGGAUUAUUGGUGUGCGACAAGAUCUGAGGACAGCAUUGGAGAAAUUGGGAUCACCGAGGAAUUGGCAACAU